Molecule: messenger RNA, 3472 nt
Organism: Nematostella vectensis (starlet sea anemone)
Lineage: Eukaryota; Metazoa; Cnidaria; Anthozoa; Actiniaria; Edwardsiidae
Product: remodeling and spacing factor 1
Exons: 11
Coding region: 30-2621 (863 amino acids)
Biological process (GO): regulation of DNA-templated transcription
Cellular component (GO): RSF complex
Source: RefSeq, a predicted model, not a curated record
GCUGGGUACUAGUCAUUGUUGCUCGUAAAAUGGCGUCUACGAGAAGUAGCGACUGUGAGCAGGAGGAAGACAAUGGCGAUCCCACUUAUAGCCCGAAAAAAAUCGGCAGAGCAGCAGAAUACCCCGGGUUUGCAAUUAUAUGGUCCUUCCUCGAGAACUUUUGCGAGGUCUUGCGAUUCCCUGAUCUAAGCUUGGACAAUCUUGAAGACGCUUUCAAUAGCCAUUCGCGUCGUAACGAGAAUUUUCGUCAACUUGAAUUUCUUCAUAAAAAGCUCUUAUCAAAACUGCACAAGUCAUUCAAGCCAGACAACUGGGAAAAAAUUCUUCUCAAGGUUGCAAAAGAGUAUAAUGUACCAUGCUGUUGGGAUCUUGAAAACUUUGGCUAUGACGAGCUCACAGUAUCAUCCAAGCUGGAGCUUUUUAAGAUGUGCCUGGAAGGUCAGUUUGAUAGCAAUAGUAAGUUAAAGGAAAAUGUGAAUAAGAAUUACGAACCAGACGACCUGAGGCUGCAGCCAUUUGGGCGGGAUGUGGAUGGCCUGAUCUACUGGUUUCAUACUGAUGAGCAUGGAGGGGUGAGACUGUACUCUACUGAGGAGGAUGAGGUAGACACGGAAUCAUGGAGGCUUCUUGCUUCUGAUCUCGAGGAACUUGAAGAAGCUAUCGAUAUCCUAGAAGUCAAAAGUGUUACAAACCCUAAGGAAAUCGCUCUUGCAAAAAGGGAAGAAGAGAAAAAGGAGCUUGCCAAACUGAACAAGAACAAGAAAAAAGGGAAAAAAUCCAGCAAGAAAGAUGAGGAUGAUGAUGAUAACCCAUGUGCCAGAUGCUUCUCUAAUGUUCAGCCCGAUACGAUCCUGUUGUGUGACAAGUGUGAUGCGGCAUACCACACGGCAUGCCUACGGCCACCACUCCUGACCAUACCACAAGGAGACUGGUUCUGUCCUUUCUGUCAGCAGCUUGCACUGCUGGAACGACUGAAGGAGAGACGAAACCGCCUGAUGCAGAGGCAGCGACUACGGGCGAGGCAGGCAAAGAGGCUGUGUAAACACGGAAUCAACCUAUCGAAUAUCCUGCAGGGUCCUGGCAGCGACGAAGAGACGGUGGAGCAAACUCGGCGGUCGAACAGGUCUCGGAAAACAGUCGACUAUACUUUCAAAGAAUUCGAAGAAGAAAUUCAGGACGCCGUCGGUCGAGACAAAAAGCUUAAGACGGAAGAAGAGAUGAAUGGUCACCCGACAGGAAAACCAGCGUUUGCCGUGAGCCAGUUCUAUGGCGACGGCGCAGCUCGCAAACGAACGAGAAAGUCACGGCGACUUCGCGAUCUUGACUCUCCGAGCGAUUCCGACUCUAAGACGAGCGAGUACGAGUACGAUGGUAGUUCGGACGAGGAGCCAAAGAGACCCGAACGUCACGUUUAUCUCCGUCGGCACUACCGAAUCGACGACGAAGACGAGGAAGAAACCGAGGAAGAUCAGAGCGGUAAGGAGGAUAAAAAAGAUACGAAAGACGAGGACAUGGAAAAGAAGGACUCUCGGAAAAAUGGCGAAGAUGAUGAAAAUGUCGAUAACAAAAAAGCGGAAGAAAAACUCAAGAAUGGAGAUCACCUGGUCAAAACAGAAUCCAAGGACGCUGAACGGGCGGCGGAAAGUGGAAACGAGUCGGAUGAAUCAGGGUUUUCGAAUCAAAAGCCCAAAGAGCCGGACUCGGAAAAAGACAAAAAGAGCAAGGAGAAGAUGGAAACAGGCAAGUCUAAAGCAGUGAGUCCCAAACCAAAGGAAAGGGUCCCUCUUACGAAGCCCCCACCCCUUUCCUCUCCGAAAAUCGACCCUCUGUUGGAUUCCUUGGGCUUUGGGGCACUAGGCUCGUCUUUUGCUAAUACGGAGAUUUCGAAUGUCGUGGCUAAAUCACCUAGUGGGUACAGUGCGACAUCACCGAGCCGACGCCUUCCUCCGCGACCAGAUCCCUACAUCAGCCCCACGGCCACUGCCGGUGACCGUCGCUACCCUGCUAGACCAGACCCCAUGGGGUACUCACCCUCUGAAAUGGGCGUGCCGUCAAGCCCCUUGCCACGCCCAGCCUCCGAUCCUCGCUACGGCUCCUACCCCUAUGGCCAAUCAGCACAGUAUGGAAACUAUUUUAACUAUAAUCAGGAUUUUGCCCAGGCUGCUCCAGUGGGAGUGUUUGCGGGCUCACCUCAACUACCACCCUCGUACAGCCAAGCCAUGAACUCUAGACAAUAUCCCGGCUUCUCACCGACUAUAUCGAACAGGGAAACGUCCGCGUUUACUCAGACGCCUCAGUCCCCUUCGUAUCGACCACCCCCAGCUGUUUCGAGGUCACCGUAUGCGGGGUUUCCCCCGUCGUACCCAAGAACAGACUCAACGACUCCACGGACUGGGUUUUACCCUGCAUCUAGUAGCGGGUUUGGAUACCAACAGCCUUCGUCCCAGUACGUGCACCCAGAUGACCCUUUCGGGGCGAUAACCGGGCGAUACGCCACUCCCACGGUUACCCCGCCCCUAGUCCCACCCAUGCCUUGGACAGGAUCCCAGGACGCGGGGAUGUACUACCCCCCUGCGCCGUCCGGGGUCACCAAGACCGCAGGGCAGCAGGGUUACAGCUGAUACAAGAUGUCUCCGUAUAUGUGAGCUUAGCUUGUCAGGAGGACGUGCGAGGCUCGUGGGUCCAGGGUAUGAUAUAGCUGAGACAACAUGUCUUGAGACGUGUUCCUGGAGCCAGACCCUCGAAUGCGGCGCUAAACUUCGCUUUAUAUGGGAGGCUCAUGGGUCCAGGGUUCACAUGCAUAGGGUGGAUCUUUUGCAUUCAUCCCAAGCAUUUGACCCCCUAACCCCCCCCCCUAUGUCAUGUAAGGACUAAUUUCACCAGCCAUUAUCUAGGGGGGUGUGCACCGUAAAAGAUAUCAUAAGGAAAAAGUAUGAUAUUUAACGCUGCGAAAUGACCGUUUUUGCAGUUGUUUGGUGCUUCGGGCGCCCCCUGACUACGUACCCUCUUACCUGUCUGAUAUCCAAUAGCAACUGCUUUGUAUAUAACCCACUAGCCGUACAUAGAUAGUUCUAUCUAAUGAGGUCGCGAUUUUGUAAAUGGACACUUUUAAACGAUCACUUUUAAUCAUUCUAAGCCUUCUAAACGUGUUCUUAGCGUAGACAGCAUUCCUAACUCUGUUAGUGGUAAAACACCUUUGUCCAGUGCAAAACGAGCGGUGUAGCGGCGUUCGAGUUGCGAAAUGAGAAAAGAAAGUCGAAGGGGAUAUCGCUCAGUUCCAGUAUGCAGGGACCUAAGGCCGCUCGCGGCCCCUCAGCGAUUUUAAAUUGUACCAAAGAAAAUGCGGUAAAAACAAUGCCUUCUCGCAUCAAGCAUUUCAUGUUGUCCCCGUUUGUGUUUCUCGUGUACUCUAUAGUCAUUGUUUUUACCGUGUUUUAUGUUUCAAAUAAAGAAUGAAUUGAAUCUCGUUGAA